AUGGACCACCAUGAUACCCAGGCAAUUACGACAAUGACUCCAUUCUGGAAUGAAAACACAGCUAGAGUGCCUGGAAUCGCAAUAAGCUCUCUGGCCGUUAACACACCCCCUCUUAACAUAACCGUAACUUCGGAUAAGGAUAAGAAGUCUAUAACAGAUAAACUGCCGUUUCCACAAGCAAAUGGAUUUCAAGCUAUACCACCAAUCACACUUACUGAUACAUUACCUAACCGACAAUCCGUCAUUGAACAAUCUGUUGGUGUGGAGAUAAAAACUGAAUUCUCACAAUUACAAUCUUUUCCAAGUAGUACUUUGGGCGAAUACAAUUACAACAUGUAUGCUUUUGAUUAUGGAUUACCACAAACUAUCCCUUCCUAUCCACAGUAUGCUAUUACAGCCUCUUCAUCAUACAUUGCUCCUUACAGCGUAACAGGCUGGAAUGAUCGACCAGUCAAUAACUUCAGUUAUCCCAACCCUGCUUAUACCAAUAUCGACCCUCCCUAUUACAUCUCCCAGGAAUGCUUAGUAUGUGGCAAAUCUCCAACUUCAGAUGGAAGUAUGUGUGCCGAAUGCAUUCAAAACCAGAACAACUCCAACCCUUAUGGUAAUACACCCAGCCAUAACGGAUUAGACAUUACUAACGAAAUUGCAACAUAUCAACCUUCCUUAGACGCUACAUUAACGUCAACUGUUGUAGUGGCAGAUUCUAGCACUGCUCAACGGUCUAUCCAAACCGGCAAAAGAAUAGCGAACAUGAAGAAAGCAACAGCGCCACCUGCUCAGCGUAGACAAGGAUUGGUAUGUUCAAACUGUCAUGGAACAAAUACCACAUUAUGGCGUCGGAAUGGAGAUGGAGAUCCAGUGUGCAAUGCAUGCGGUCUCUAUUUUAAGUUACAUGGUGUUCAAAGGCCGAUAACAAUGAAGAAAGAAGGCCAAUUACAAACAAGAAAGAGGAAACCAAAAAACAGUGAAACAGCUAAGAAACGGAAUAGCAACUCGAAUUCAGGAAAUGAACGAUUGACUCCCUAUUCGAGUACGAAUGAACGAAGUAGUUAUAGUACAGAAUAUAGUAUAACUCCCAGCACUUUGUAUGGAAGUGACUCCAGUAGUUAUUCAAGUGUUACCAGAGUGAAUUCAAAUGGCAAUUGGGCCAAUGGUAUUCUCAUGAGCAAUCCAGGAACAUCAGCGUUUUCAGCUCCUCAGUAUUCGUAUGUUAAGAAAGAACCUCAGAUGGAUGAGGAUGAAACAAGAAAUGCAGCAUUGGGCUUAGAAGAUACUUCACGCGAUGAUCAAUCAGAAGCUUCAUAA
Molecule: messenger RNA, 1308 nt
Organism: Auanema sp. JU1783
Lineage: Eukaryota; Metazoa; Nematoda; Chromadorea; Rhabditida; Rhabditidae
Source: the annotation of a GenBank genome assembly